AUGUCCACUCCAAACCACACCACGGUGACAGAAUUCAUUCUCCUGGGACUCACAGAUGACCCAAUACUAGAGAAGAUCCUGUUUGGGGUUUUUCUGGGUAUCUAUGUAAUCACAAUGGCAGGAAAUCUGUGCAUGAUUCUGCUGAUCAGGACCAAUUCCCACCUCCAAACGCCCAUGUAUUUCUUUCUUGGCCACCUCUCCUUUGUAGACAUUUGCUAUUCUUCCAAUAUUUCUCCAAAGAUGUUGAACAAUUUCCUCUCAGACCGGAAGACCAUCUCCUACACUGGAUGCUUCACACAGUGUCUUCUCUUCAUUGCCCUGGUGAUUACAGAGUUCUAUAUCCUUGCUUCAAUGGCCUUGGAUCGCUAUGUAGCCAUUUGCAGCCCUUUACAUUAUAGCACCAGAAUGUCCAAGAACACUUGUAUCUCUCUGGUUGCCUUCCCUUACAUUUACGGCUUUCUUAAUGGACUGUCUCAGGCACUGCUGACUUUUCACUUAUCCUUCUGUGGCUCCCUGGAAAUCAAUCACUUCUACUGUGCUGAUCCUCCUCUCAUAAUGCUGGCCUGCUCCGACACUUAUGUCAAAAAGAUGGCAAUGUUCAUCGUUGCGGGCUUUACCCUCUCAAGUUCUCUCUUCAUCAUUCUUCUGUCCUACCUUUUCAUUUUUGCAGCCAUCUUGAGGAUCCGUUCUGCUGAAGGCAGGCACAAAGCCUUUUCCACCUGUGGUUCCCACUUGACCACAGUCACCAUAUUUUAUGGAACCCUCUUCUGCAUGUACUUAAGGCCCCCAUCAGAGAAGUCUGUUGAGGAGUCCAAAGUCGUUGCAGUUUUUUACUCAUUUUUGAGUCCUAUGCUGAACCCACUGAUCUAUAGCCUAAGGAACAAAGAUGUGAUUCAUGCCUUGCAGCAAGUAAUUAAGGGAUCUUUUUGCCAGAGUGUCUUGGCUUUCCAUGCCUGAAAUAAUCUCAUGGGCUUUUCAGCCAGAUCCGAGUGCCUUUAGGGCUGAUUCUGAGGCCAGAGUGCUAUUUAGGACAUCCGCCAUUCUAUGAGUCUGCUGAGUAUCUCACUUCCCAUGUUGGAUCACUCUCCCCUUUAUUUAUUCUGUCAGUUAGUGUUAGCAGAUACUAGACUUGUUUAUGUGCUCCCUUUGACUCUUAGUCCUUUCAUUAUGAUCAAUUGUGAACUGAAAUUGAUCACUUGGAAUAGUGAGAUGGCAUUGGCACAUGCCACCUUGAUGGGAUUGAAUUGGAAUCCCCUGGUAUGUUUCCAACUCUACCAAUUGGGGCAAGUCAGCCCGAGCAUGCCCCAAAUUAUACAUCUCUUCCCUCUCUUAUUCCCACUCUUAUGUUUAACAGGGAUCACAUUUCAGUUAAUUUUCAACACUUAAGAAUA
This is a messenger RNA of Oryctolagus cuniculus (rabbit), 1391 nucleotides long. The record is from RefSeq and is a predicted model, not a curated record. Lineage: Eukaryota; Metazoa; Chordata; Mammalia; Lagomorpha; Leporidae.